GAUAUCCUCUGUUAUGAUGGAUACUAACGCCAGACCGAAGUCCAUGAGCCGAGCAAAGCAAUGGACAGGUGAGGUUGAGAACCUGUACAGAUUCCAGCAAGCUGGAUACAGAGAUGAACUGGAAUACAGGCAAAUUAAACAAGUCGAGAUUGACAGAUGGCCAGACACUGGGUUUGUGAAGAAGCUUCAACGUCGAGAUAACACAUUCUACUACUACAACAGAAAGAGAGAGUGUGAAGAUAGAGAGGUCCAUAAAGUAAAGGUUUAUGUGUACUGAUGGCCCAAACUCAACCAGCACUUUUCCAUGAUUUUUUUAAAGCACAGAUGUCAAAGUCUUCAUCCACUGUACAAUUCAACCCGAAUAAACAUUUUCAUGUAAACAAACCAUUUCAUGGUCAAUGUUUAAAGGUCAAAUGCAACCCUCUAGCCACGUAUUUAAUGUGUGAAUAACAGUAAAAACAAAUAAAACAGAUGUGUAUGUUAUUUAUUUGUUUAUUGCAUCUAGGAAUUCAAAUGUAUGUCCAUGUGUUUGUGAGCAAAGCUGCUUUUUGUUAUUUUUAUUAUUUUAAAAACGUUUAUUGUAGGGUAAAGAAAACCAAUAAGAUUUAUGUUUGUCUUGUUUUGUGAAAAUACGUAAUAAUAAAUAUGCCCCUAUCACUU
Molecule: messenger RNA, 660 nt
Organism: Triplophysa dalaica
Lineage: Eukaryota; Metazoa; Chordata; Actinopteri; Cypriniformes; Nemacheilidae
Gene: meig1
Product: meiosis/spermiogenesis associated 1
Exons: 2
Coding region: 14-277 (87 amino acids)
Cellular component (GO): nucleus
Source: RefSeq, a predicted model, not a curated record